CUCACUCUCUGUUCCACCCUCAGCCACACUUCCUUAGGAAGUCAACAAGGAAGCAUCCCGACAAAUAUCUGAAGAAAAUGGCCUGUGUAGCAGGAAUCAGUUGGGAGGAAUGUGAUAUGUCAGGAAAGAAACUGAAGUCCCUUCCUCAGGAUCUUCUAAUACAUGCUCGUAGUUUGGAUUUGCAGAGGAACAAACUGAAACGGGUCAUUGGCAUCUCCAGAUUCAGCCAUCUGAUAGAGCUUAAUCUCUCCAGGAACAAGAUAGUGGAGUUUUCUCCUGAAAUGCACCACUUGCAUGAACUAGAGACACUCUACAUGAACUACAACAACAUAAGAUCCAUUCCAGAGGGAAUCUUUCCACAUCUUAGGAGUUUAAAGUUCCUAAAACUCAGCGCCAAUCGCUUGUCCAGGCUUCCUUCAGAUAUAAACCAGUGCACCAGUAUCACUUACCUGGACCUUUCCAAGAACUGCCUGCAAAACAUUGAACCACUAGUUGGUCUCCCAAAAUUGAAGGGGCUUUUGGUUGAGAAGAACAAACUGACAGAGCUGCCAUCCCAGCUCUUCCAGGAUGGCAACUGCGAGCUGACCAUGUGCAAGGCCUUAGGGAACCCACUUAGGUGCCCACCAGAGGAGGUCUGUGCUGGAGGGGUCAUGGACAUCCAGAGCUACUUUCGUCAAAUGGAGGAGAAUCCGAACACACACAGUGCCUGGACAGUCAAGACCAUGUUCCUGGGCUCCUCCAUGGCUGGGAAGUCCACACUCUGCCGCAGCCUGAGGGAAGGGAAGCCUGUGGCCGUGGCAGUCGAGGACCGGACUGAGGGAAUUGAGAUCAGUCAACUCUAUGCCAAGGAAGUCCGUUUCCUUUUCUGGGACUUUGCAGGGCAGGAGGAGUACUACCUGACACACCAUGUCUUCAUCACACCACGAGCCCUUGUCAUCCUUACUAUUGAUUUAGCCAGCUACAGCAUUGUAGAGCCACAUUCAUUCAAAGACCAACUGUGGUUCUGGAUAAACAACAUACAGUUGCGUGUGCCAGACUCAGUGGUCCUGUUGGUGGGAACACACUGUGACCAGUGCAGAGACCAGGAGGAAGUGAUGGAGAAGAAGAGAGACAUAGAGGAGAAGGUCAAAACCAUGUUGGCAAAUAGGAGAAUGGUUUUAAAGCAACAGAAAAAGAAUCUGGAAGAAAACACAGACCUCUCUCUCUUUACAGACCAGCUGGAUGAGCUGGAUUGUCUCUUGGAAUACAAUUUGAAGGUUCUGGAUCUUGUAACCAUUGACUCCACAAGGACUGAGGAUAUAGCAAAAUUGAAAAGUCAUAUUUUGAUGUGCAUUCAAUCAGAGAAUGAGCUUCUGUGCUCUGAGAGCAUCUUACCAAAGAGUUAUGAAGCGGUGGAGCAAGCCAUUCAUACACUUGUUGCACUACAAGAAAUUCCCCAACAUGGUAUUAUUCUACUUGAAGAACUGAGUGAUUUAAUUCUAAACCAUGUUAACCUGAGCAGAGAGAGUCUCCACUCCAUCUUACGAUUCCUCUUGCGAUAUCUGCAUCGGAUUGGGGUGAUCAUUUGGUAUGAAGAUAUUAGUAUACUCAGUGACAGAGUGUUUAUCCAGCCUUCAUUCCUCAUCUCAAUGUUCAAGACCAUUGUGAGACAUGACCUGGUGAAGCAGCUGGAGGGACUCUCCAAAGACCUUCUCAUGCAGGAGGGGGCUCUGGUGAAACAGAAGUUCACCUGGGUGGAUGACCUGAUCUGCAAAGGCAUCCUGCACAACGCAACAAUGCGCAUCUUGGUCCGCAGAGAGUUAGAGAAACUGGUUGUGGACGAUGACGACUUGGUCAGAGAGGUGGUGGGAACCAAAAGGGAGGAAGGCAUAAUACUCACCCUACUGCUGUACUUUGAGGUCUGCCUUCCCACUUUUGCUGGAAGCCCCCUGAACCCUCAAGCAGCAGAGUUCAUCCCUGGUGAGAAACAGUGGGAGUUAGUCAGGGAGGCAAAGAGGGAUCCGGAUGGAGCCUGUCUCUUCCCCAUCUACCUGAAGGAUGACCUCAUAGUGUGCCACAAGUGGGGUGAGGACAGACAAGAUGACAUCAGUGUUCACUUGUACUUCCUUCCUGAAAUUCCUCACGGCUUCUUCCACAGAUUGAUCAUCAAGACGUGCUCCCUGUACUCGACUCACUGGGUGGGUAAAGAGCAGUGUCUCCUCUGCUGUGGAAACAGACUGGCUCUGGUGAAACUGAAUAAUGGAGAUGAAGAUCCGUUCAUAGAGAUACGCUGCAGGAGACCAGAGAAGGAUGAAGAGUUUCGACCACUGUGGGAUCUGAUCUUGGCGGUGAUGUCCAAGCUGUUUGUUCUGUCCAGGCAGUGGCCAGGACUGGCUCAGCAGGUGCACACACCCUGUCCAGAGAGAGGCUGUCCACACUACUUUCCCUGGAGAGACUGGCAGGAGUUCCACAACACUGACUUCUACAACCUUGUGAAGGAGGAGAAAUUAGUUUGCCAGGGAGGCCAUACACGACGGACAGAGCUGAUUUUUCCAAAACAUAAAUAAAUGUCUGCGUCAAUAUGUGAGGUAAAGGUGGAAACACAAAAGGAUGUGUGCUUAAAAUUUUAUUUUAAAUUCAUCAACAAAGCGUUUCCACUUCUGUUCCCACUUAGCAGGAUAAUAAAGGUGAGAGUUUUGUGACAUUUUGCAGUGUUAUCAAGUUUUUAACUUUGCGAUUGUUCUGAAAACCAAUGAAUGAGAUGUUUAUGUGGCAGGUUGAUUUUAUUUUAUUUUAUCUUUUGUAUCGCAGAAAAUGCUGCUUGUAUUUGAUUGCACAACUUACUGUACAUGACAGGGAACUGUUGGGUCUCUGUAAAUAAUGCUAUAAGGAGUUCGACCUAGACCUGCUCUAUUUGAAUUUUAUUGUCCUGAGAUAACUUGUUAUGAUUUGGCGCUAUACAAAUAAAACUGAAUUGAAUUGAAUUGAAUGACUAUAUAUAUUUGAAUCAAUAUGAGCUCUGGUGUUUGGGACUGAAUCUAUAAUAAAGAAGUAAAGAUGAAAAAUAGGGUCAACUACUGGGGAAAAGAGAAGAAAGUUGAAUACAGAAGGAAGGAUCCUUGGUUUCCCCCCUUUUAUACUUUCUGUAUACAAUACUGCCCUCUGCUGGUUCUCUCUGACAUGACUCCUUAAUGAUCCCAGUUCUUGUUAAAAAACAUGCCAACAUACUGCCUCAGAUGUGACUGUUUUGUUUGUGCGUUCGUUUUGAAGUGUAAGGACAAAUCUAACAGCUUUCAUUCUUAAAACUGUAAGGGAUUGUCUUCAUGAAUGAAUAAACC
Morone saxatilis (striped sea-bass) is the source of this 3317-nucleotide messenger RNA. Its product is annotated as malignant fibrous histiocytoma-amplified sequence 1. Gene Ontology annotation, molecular function: protein binding. Bases 78 to 2546 code for a protein of 822 amino acids. The record is from RefSeq and is a predicted model, not a curated record. Lineage: Eukaryota; Metazoa; Chordata; Actinopteri; Moronidae. The transcript has 9 exons.